CAUUUAUUUCCCCACCAGAACGCCACAACUCCUACGUCCUGCUCUAACCCAACCCAACAUCACCUUCUCAAUCUUGUGGAAACGACCUCUCUUAAAUACGCUUUUGUCUAUGGAUAAUGAUGUAUUACGGAACUUCAUCAAUGUCGUCCAAGUCACCUUACUGGGACCCCGAGACUGUUCUCGAACUCAUUCAUCCCCUCAGACACGCGGUGAGAUGCACAGGAAUCGCGCCGUCCAAGAGACGGCGUUGUAUGAAUCAAGUUGCGUCAUUUAGUGAUGGCCGCAGAAUUCUUGACAAUCUUGCAAGGACUAUGGACGCUACUCAGGCCGCCGAAUCUCCAGACUUGAAGAACGCAGCAAGCAGCACGCUAUGUUACUUACACGGGGACCAAUACAUCAAAGUCGCCCGGCAGUGGAGCUCUUUACUACGCGCUUGGCAAUUGCAGAACAAAACAAGCACACUAAAGUCGGACUCAGACACAACACCGCUCAGGCGUACCAAGGCCGCCAAGCCCUUUGCUGAAAGUAUCAGGGUGAAAGUGGAGGAUGAUGACGGUCUCGCCAAAACAGAGCGGGACAGGCAGUGGGAGGCUAUCGAAGCCAUGAUGAAGAAACUCGGUAUAAACAUGCAAGAUGUUUUGGAUGAUAUGGAGCGCAAACAAUGGGAUAGAGAGGCACGGAAGCAUGAGAAGCGUGAGGAUGAACGAAAAAAGCGGCAGGAGUUUGAGCAGGAAAAGCGUGACCGAGCGAGGCAGGAGAAAGAGAGGCAGGAGAAAGAGAGGCAGGAGAAAGAGAGGCAGGAAAAGGAGAGACAGGAGAAAGAAAGGCAGGAGCAGAGAAAGGCCGAGGAGGAGAAGAAACGCAAAGAAAAGGAAGCACGCGAGGAAGCUAUCAGGGAGCGAGCACGCAUCGCCCGAGAGAAGCGAGCAAAGGAGGCUCGCGAGAAAGCCGAAAAAGAGGCACAGGAGUGGGCUCAAGCCUGGAAGAGAUACUGCAAAGCGUGGAACCGUAUCGAAACUGAUUUAUAUGCCAAGUUUUCUGAAGAUGAUGUUCCAUGGCCAGUGAGAUCGGGCCUAUUGGCUGAUGUCAACGAGGUCGACGUGAAGACGUUCUUCAGGAAAGCACCACCUGGAUGCAAAUCAGGACGAUCUGACGUGGAUCAACUUAGCCUCAAGAAAGAAAUUCUGAGAUGGCAUACUGAUAAGAUACUGCAUCGGCUUGGCCCUGAAGUUUGCAAUGGUAAACAGAAGGAAUCACUGAGAACUAUUGCUGCGGUGAUGAUCAAGCUAAGGCAGGAAGCUGCAAAAACUAGAUAAUGGCUACGCAC
This is a messenger RNA of Pseudomassariella vexata, 1327 nucleotides long. RefSeq lists its product as uncharacterized. Gene Ontology annotation, biological process: canonical NF-kappaB signal transduction. The transcript has 2 exons. The record is from RefSeq and is a predicted model, not a curated record. Lineage: Eukaryota; Fungi; Ascomycota; Sordariomycetes; Amphisphaeriales; Pseudomassariaceae. Bases 117 to 1316 code for a protein of 399 amino acids.